Molecule: messenger RNA, 1578 nt
Organism: Arabidopsis arenosa
Lineage: Eukaryota; Viridiplantae; Streptophyta; Magnoliopsida; Brassicales; Brassicaceae
Source: the annotation of a GenBank genome assembly
CGGAAACUCCUCCGAUCUUCGCAAUCACUCAUCGAAUGGCGCGUGACAACCAGCUUCCAUGCGACGGCGACGGUGUGAAAACUCUGGCGGAUGAAUCUCUCACUGGCCGCACGUGCGCCACCCCUUCGCACGUGACCUGCGUUUCGUCUCUUCCUCUUGAUCGCUCCGGCGAUGUUGAUCCUCUUCCUGUUUCCGGCGUCGAAUCUGCUGGUGCCGAUGAGUCUAUGAGUGACGGAGAUGAGACUAAAAAGAGGAAACGGUUACUCAGUGGUGAAGCCGAUGAGGAAAAGAGUGACGGAGAAAUCGUGAUUCUCGAUGAGGGUGUUGAUGUGUUCGCUGCGAUUUGUGAAGACUUGAAUUGUUCUUUGUGUAAUCAAUUGCCUGAUAGACCCGUUACGACACCAUGCGGACAUAACUUCUGCUUAAAAUGUUUUGAGAAGUGGAUUGAUCGAGGGAAUGAAACGUGUGCAAAAUGUCGUAGCCAAAUUCCCGAUAUAAUGGCAGGCAAUCCUCGUGUUAACUCGUCCCUCGUGCCUGUUAUCCGUCAUUUAAAAGUUGCUAAAGGUGCUGGUGCUGGAACUGCAAAUUUUUUUUCUUUUACAAGCAACCAAGAUGGUCCAGAGAAUGCAUUUAGAACCAAGCGCGCAAAAACUGGGAGGGCGAAUGCUGCAUGUGGAAGGAUAUUUGUUAAUGUACCAUUUGAUCACUUUGGUCCUAUACCAGCUGAAAAUGAUCCUGUCAGGAACCAAGGUGUUUUAGUUGGAGAAUCCUGGAAGGAUCGAGUAGAGUGUCGGCAGUGGGGGGCUCACUUCGCACAUGUUUCUUGCAUUGCUGGACAAGCAGACUACGGAGCUCAAUCUGUAGCAAUCUCUGGAGGUUAUAAGGAUGACGUGGAUCAUGGAGAAUGGUUUCUAUUCACAGGAAGGGGAAGGAGAAAUUUCACUAACGAGGAUCAGGAGUUUGAAGAAUUGAAUGAAGCUCUAAGAGUUAGUUGCGAAAUGGGGUAUCCAGUUCGAGUUGUCAGGUCUUACAAGGAGAAGCAUUCUGCAUAUGCCCCUGAGCAAGGAGUGAGAUAUGAUGGUGUCUACAGGAUUGAGAAAUGCUGGCGAAAAGCUAGAUUCCAGGAUUCCUGUAAGGUCUGUCGUUACCUUUUUGUGAGAUGUGACAAUGAGCCAGCUCCAUGGAACAGUGAUGAGAAUGGAGAUCGUCCAAGACCUUUGCCUGAUAUCCCAGAGCUUGAAACGGCCACAGACCUGUUUGAGAGAAAGGAAAGUCCAUCAUGGGAUUUUGAUGAAGGUGAGGGCUGUUGGAGAUGGAUGAAGCCUCCACCUGCUAAUCAUGAGCAGAGGAAGAGAAUGAGGAUCGCUAUGACAUGUCUUCUCCUUUUUGUCAUGAUCAUUUUCGUUGGUUCAUCAUCUAUCUUAUACCGGGUUUAGAAGAAUCACCGGCAAAUAACUUGGUCUUUUGGUUUGAUGAUCCCUUAGUUAUCUUCUUGUACCAAAACAGUCUUCUCUAGUUCUCUUCUCACUACUCAAGUCUUGGAAACUUGAGGUUCUAUGGACUCAUAUUUUUGUAUGC